AUGUGGGAACCAGUGGCUGUCCCCUUUCAGAACUCCCAGCCUCUGCCUACUCUACCUACAACAGAUGAAAUCCGCGCCUGCACCAAUAUUCUGUGGGAGACGAGCGCCUCCAAGGUUGUGGCGGUCAACGACGAUAUUGUUGUAAAAUAUGGAGGUUGUAUAGACGUCCGGGAAGGCCAGGCUUUGGUUUACCUGGAACGACACGUCCCAGAAGUUCCGGCCCCUCGACUGUAUGCGAUGUACCAUGAUCCCCAUGAUUCCAGCCAACUUUUCUUGAUUAUGCAACGCGUUCCCGGGGUGCAGCUGGAUAAGAUCUGGCCAUCAUUGGCGGAGUCCGAGAAGGAUGACAUUAUCGCCAAACUCAAACUAAUAUUCGACGCCAUGCGAAAGGCCGAGUGUCCAUGGCCCGACUUUUUCGGAAGCCUGGACGGGGGCGGCCUACCUCACUACCUAUUCUAUAGCCAACAUGGCGAUGAGAGAUUCCUAGGGCCUUUCUCCGACGAAUCUGCCUUAGUUGCGGCCCUUGUCGGUAAUUAUAGAGCCCUGGUCGAACGCAAUAACCGGCCAGACUACAAGGCUCGCUUCUACGAAAAACAUUUCCCUCGCGUCUUUCAAGGUCACCGGCCCACAUUGACGCAUGGGGACGUUCUGCAGAGGAACAUUAUGGUUGCGGAGAAUACAAGUCGGAAAAAUGAACAAGGUGGGCGAUCAUUUGACGUCGUACUGGUCGAUUGGGAAAAUUCCGGCUGGUUUCCUGACUUCUGGGAAUGCUUUUGUGCAUCUUGGCCUUUUGUUUGGCAGUGGGAUGAAGACUGGUACUGGCGAGUCCAGGAGUCUAUUCAAGUAUGGCCCGCCGAGUUGGCCGUAAUUCAACUGAUUGACAGGGAUCUCGGCUGGUACCUUUAG
Molecule: messenger RNA, 906 nt
Organism: Paecilomyces variotii
Lineage: Eukaryota; Fungi; Ascomycota; Eurotiomycetes; Eurotiales; Thermoascaceae
Product: phosphotransferase enzyme family protein
Exons: 1
Coding region: 1-906 (301 amino acids)
Source: RefSeq, a predicted model, not a curated record